AUGGGCGGCCUCUGGCCAUGGGUGCUGGGUCUGCUCUCUUUGCCAGGUUUGAUCCUAGGAGCACCCUCAGCCUGCACUUCCCCAGAAGCCUGUGGAACCAGCUUCUCAGAGGGCCUCAACCCUGAGGACACCCAGACGUCCUGGGACAAGGACAUCCCUGCGAUUAACCAAGGGCUCAUCCCAGAGGAAUCCCCUGAGAGCAGCUUCCUCCUGGAGGGGGAUAUCCUUCGGCCAAGUCCCUUCCAGAUAUUCUCAGCGAGCAGCAACAAGUGGCCUAAGAAUGGGGGUGUUGUGGAGGUCCCCUUCCUGCUCUCCAGCAAGUACGAUAAAGCCAGCCGUGAGGUCCUCCUGAGGGCAUUUGCAGAGUUUGAGCGGUUCACGUGCAUCCGGUUUGUUGCCUACCGGGGCCAGAGAGACUUCAUUUCCAUCAUCCCCAUGUCUGGGUGUUUCUCCAGCGUGGGACGCAGUGGAGGGAUGCAGGUGGUGUCCCUAGCACCCACCUGUCUCCAGAAAGGCCCGGGCAUUGUCCUGCAUGAGCUCAUGCAUGUGCUGGGCUUCUGGCAUGAGCACUCACGGGCUGAUCGGGACCGCUAUAUUCGUAUCAGUUGGAACGAGAUCCUCCCAGGCUUUGAAAUCAACUUCAUCAAGUCUCAGAGCAGCAACAUGUUGGUGCCCUAUGACUACUCAUCAGUGCUGCACUAUGGGCGGUUUGCCUUCAGCCGGCGGGGGCUGCCCACCAUCACACCCCUCUGGGCUCCCGGUGUCCAAAUUGGCCAGCGAUGGAAUCUGAGCACCUCGGACAUCACACGGGUCCUCAGGCUUUAUGACUGCAACCCGAGUGGCCAAGGCCCCCGUGGUGGAGGGUUCCAGCCCCACAGCGAUGGUAGGAGCCCCACUCCUGCCCCUAGACCAUCCCUGCAGCGGCUUCUGAAGGCAUUGUUGGCAGAAUCUGGGAACCCCGAUGCCAGUGGCCCCAAGGCAGGAGGCCGACAUGUUGCUGUAGGGCCCCGAGAGAGCUCACAUAGCUGGGAGCUCCCUGCGCAGAGGAAGGUCGCUAUGGGGGCCUCUGCAAGGCUGCCUGAGACCCCGGCUUCCUCCCUGAGCUCCAGGCCUGGAGCAGGUGUUCCUGGUGUUCUAGAGAGGUCCCGACUGGCCCAAGCCCCCUCUGUACCCCCAACUACAUCUCCAGAAGCAGAAGGCCAGCUAGUGCCUAUCCAGGAUGCUUUGGGGAACCCAGAUCUGCCAGGAGCAGCCUUGGGAACCUCGCUGCCCGCAGAGCGCGGCGAGGACUACCGACACGCGGGCGGCAGCAGGGGGCGCUCGCAACCCGGCCACGCGCUCUGCAGGCCCGACGGAGUCCGGUCAAGAAAGCGCUUGGGGAAGGGGCUCCGGACAGUCUCCCCGUUCCCUCCUCCUCCUUCCACUCGGCUUCCUUCUCGAGCGCCGGCGCGCUCGCUCUCCUCCCAUUCCCCUGCCGCGGCCGGCUGCCUGCAGGCGCGGCUCCUGGCUAGAGCCAGCGAGCGGAACCGGCGCCUCGGCCUCUGCGCCGCCUCCCACCAUCGGUGGCGCGACCCCGCGGCCAGCCCGCCGGGCCCCGCAUCCCAGCGCACCCGUUCGGCCUGGCCAUGGGGCUCCAGCGCCUUCCGCGCCGCCAGGGGGUUGAUCCUCCCGUCUAGCCUAGCUGGGCAGGACAGUGCUGUCGCCCGCUGA
This is a messenger RNA of Lontra canadensis (Northern American river otter), 1710 nucleotides long. It is a transcript of the gene ASTL, whose product is annotated as astacin like metalloendopeptidase. Gene Ontology annotation, biological process: proteolysis. NCBI's taxonomy places the organism in Eukaryota, Metazoa, Chordata, Mammalia, Carnivora, Mustelidae. Gene Ontology annotation, molecular function: zinc ion binding; metalloendopeptidase activity. Bases 1 to 1710 code for a protein of 569 amino acids. The record is from RefSeq and is a predicted model, not a curated record. The transcript is spliced from 12 exons.